Molecule: messenger RNA, 461 nt
Organism: Grus americana (Whooping crane)
Lineage: Eukaryota; Metazoa; Chordata; Aves; Gruiformes; Gruidae
Gene: FCER1G
Product: Fc epsilon receptor Ig
Exons: 5
Coding region: 110-379 (89 amino acids)
Biological process (GO): cell surface receptor signaling pathway
Cellular component (GO): Fc-epsilon receptor I complex
Molecular function (GO): IgE receptor activity
Source: RefSeq, a predicted model, not a curated record
GACACGGGGGCGGUGCGAGCUGGCGGGGAGGAAGACGCUGGCUCUGUGGUCGCUGACUCCGGUGCGAUAGCCCCAACCCGCUGGACCCCGCUCGGGGCCACGCGGAGGGAUGGGCAUCCGCCUGCUGCUCGCCGCCACCCUGCUGCUGCUGUGGACCCCGGUGGCAGAGGCCCUGAUGGAGCCGGAGGUCUGCUACAUCCUGGACGCCAUCCUCUUCCUCUACGGCGUCGUCCUCACUGUCCUUUAUUGCCGCCUCAAGCUCCAGGUUCACCAAGCGUCGCGGCAGGGAGCCAGCAAGGAGAAGGAAGAAGCCAUCUACACCGGGCUCAGCAGCGAAGGACAGGAGAUGUACGAAACCCUCCAGAUCAAACAGUCCUGACCCCCUCCUGCUGCUGUGCUGCAGCUGCCCCUCGUCCAUCUCCAGCAGCUGGGGACCCCACCAUGGCCCCCCCGGCCCCCCC